Molecule: messenger RNA, 2024 nt
Organism: Cuculus canorus (common cuckoo)
Lineage: Eukaryota; Metazoa; Chordata; Aves; Cuculiformes; Cuculidae
Gene: ACSF2
Product: acyl-CoA synthetase family member 2
Exons: 16
Coding region: 104-1876 (590 amino acids)
Biological process (GO): fatty acid metabolic process
Molecular function (GO): medium-chain fatty acid-CoA ligase activity
Source: RefSeq, a predicted model, not a curated record
GGCGGUCGCUCCCGGGGCGGGAGGGGACGGUCCGCGCUGGCGCCGCCCCCGGAUCGCUCGCGGGUCCCGGUGCGGUGCCGGUGCCGGUGCGGACCCCGCAGCCAUGGCCGCGGCGCGGCUCGCAGCGCUGCCCCUGCGGGUCCUGCGGCGGGGACGGCCCGGGGGCAGUGCUCUGCACACGGGGGUGCCUGCUGCCUCCCACAAGCUGACCAGCAGCUAUGUCCAGGGCACUGUGGACGUUCCCCUUCUCUCCAAAACCAUGGGCCAAUGCCUGGAAGAGACAGCGGAGCGGUUUCCUGACCGUGACGCCUUGGUCUUCUGCCAAGAUGGGGUUCGGAAGACGUUUGCUCAGUUCAAAGAGGAGGUGGACCGCGCGGCUGCCGGGCUGCUGGCUCUGGGCCUGAGGAAGGGCGACCGCCUGGGGAUGUGGGGUCCCAACACAUACGAGUGGGUCCUCAUGCAGUUUGCUACUGCCCAGGCAGGGAUCAUCCUGGUGUCUGUGAAUCCAGCCUACCAGGCCCUUGAGCUGGAGUUUGUCAUCAGGAAGGUUGGCUGCAAGGCGCUGGUGUUUCCCACUCAGUUUAAAACGCAGCGGUUCUAUGAUAUUCUAAAGCAGUCGUGUCCUGAGCUAGAACAGUCCAGCCCAGGGGGAAUAAAGAGCAAAAGGCUACCUGACUUAUCCAUUGUCAUCACGUUGGACUCCAAGCUGCCUGGCACCUUCCACAUGGAUGAGGUGCUGGAGGCUGGGGACAGCAGCCACAUGAGGCAGUUAAGAGCCGUGCAGCAGACCCUCUCCUGCGAUGAGCCCAUCAACAUCCAGUUCACUUCAGGGACAACGGGAAGCCCCAAGGGAGCCACCCUCUCUCACCGGAAUGUCGUGAACAACGCCAACCUGAUCGGUCUGCGGCUGGGGAUCACGGAGCAGGACUACCGCACGGCCAUCCCCGCGCCCCUCUACCACUGCCUGGCCUCGGUGGGAGGCUGCAUGGUGAUGGCCGUGCACGGCUCCUCCAGCAUCUUCUCAUCGCCGAGCUUCGAGGGGAAGGCGGCUCUGGAGGCAGUGGCACGAGAGAAGUGCUCCUUUCUACAUGGCACACCAACCAUGUUCAUAGACAUGCUCUCCCAGCCGGACUUUGACUCCUACGACCUGUCGACUCUUCGGGGAGGAGUCAUUGCAGGUUCUCCUGUCCCCCCCGAGAUCAUGAAGAUGGUCAUGACCAGGAUGCACAUGCCCGAGAUCGUGGUUGCUUAUGGGACCACAGAAAACAGUCCUGUCACCUUCAUGGGGUUCCCCAGUGACAGCAUCGCCAGGAAGACGGAGACGGUGGGAUGCAUCUUUCCCCACACAGAGGCGAAGAUUGAGGAUCCAGAAACAGGGAAGCCUGUGCCUCUGAACACUCCUGGGGAGCUUCAGAUCCGCGGCUACUGCGUCAUGCUGGGCUACUGGAACGAACCCAGUAAGACGAGUGAAGUGGUCACUGCGGAGAGGUGGUACAAGACGGGGGACCUCGCGAGCCUGGAUGAGCACGGCUACUGCAGAAUUAUUGGUCGUUGCAAGGACAUGAUCAUCCGGGGAGGAGAGAAUAUCUACCCAGCAGAACUCGAGCAGUUUCUCCACACCCAUCCCAAGGUCAAGGAGGUCCAGGUGGUCGGCGUGAAUGAUCCACGGAUGGGAGAAGAGAUCUGCGCCUGCAUCCGCGUGAGGGCUGGGCAGGACUGCACCGAGGAAGAGAUUAAAGCGUUCUGCAAAGGGAAGAUCUCCCAUUUCAAGAUCCCGCGAUACGUGGUGUUUGUCAGUCAGUACCCGCUCACCGUCUCGGGCAAGAUUCAGAAAUACAAGCUGAGGGAGCAGAUGGAGAAGCACCUUCAGCUCUGAGCUGGGGAAGGUGGAGUGCAGGCAGGGAUGGAUCAGCCCCGCUUCAGCCAGCUUUGCAUCUGCUUCUCACCUGUGCCUCGGGCUGCGCCGCGGAGACCUUCUCCUCCUCACCGUCAGGCUGGUGGCACUUUUAGUUAAUAAAACAGAG